Durusdinium trenchii is the source of this 3009-nucleotide messenger RNA. NCBI's taxonomy places the organism in Eukaryota, Dinophyceae, Suessiales, Symbiodiniaceae. The record is from the annotation of a GenBank genome assembly.
AUGAGUGAUUGCAGUGGGGCUGAGGGUGCCUUCUUUGCCUUGAAAGCAAUCAACAAACGGGCUACUCUGGUCUCCUCGCGGCGGCGUAUCUACAUCGCUGUCAUUCACGAGUCCGUCUUGAGGAGGGGCAUCAAUUCCAACGCCAGGUUGCGCUUGCUGUUCCCACGCAACCACCCUGUGGUUGUGCAAGACUUGAAGGAUAGAAUGGAGCGCAAACACAACCAGGAGGAUGAGAACAUCAAUCUGACCGUGAAGCCUCGGAACAAGAAACCAACAUGGCCCUCGAAGCACUGGGACGUUAUGAAAGACUACAAGGUGAAUCCCAAGCAAGUGGCAGAGACUUGCAAGGGACAGGAGCUUCAGAAGCUGGUGUCUAACCUGCGGCAACGGCACGUGCAACGGGAUAUCCUCUGUUGCAUCGUGGACAGCAUGGACAAAUCAAAGUUCCGCCUCCCACGUUUUGCACAAGGGAGGGUUCCAAAACCCUUGGAGAACAAGAAGAGGUGGCUGAAGGACCGGCUCCAAAACACCUUUCAAAAGUCUGGCUUGGACUUCAACGUUGCAUACAUCACCAAUGUCAGGAACUGGUGCGAUUCAAUGGCCGCUUUCUCUACGCUUGCUGGAGCCUACAAAAAGAGGAAAGAUGACACCAAAGAGAUCCCUCACAGCUUUACUUUUGCUCGGCGUGACAGAGUUGCAGCAUAUUUGGAUGAUGAUCGAAAGGAGGUUCUCUUGGAAGUGGCAUCCUACUUGGAGGACAACUACAGCCACUAUGGAAGAGGAAUUUUGUACUUGCGGCAACUGGCUGGUCAGUAUGCAUUGCCUCGAUCUCCAGCGCCACGUAUUGAGUUCUUGCUGACACGCCAUGCUGGAAUACAACGUGGUGCUGUCAUUCUUCCCAAUGCCGAGGCCCUCAUCAUGCUGUCAGUGCUGGCAUUGCUGGUGGAACUUGAAGUGACCGCAGAGAUGAUGGAAGAAGAUCCGGCCAUGGCAAAGGCAGUGGCAUCCAUGUUCUACAUCAAGUGCAAUUUCAAGAAGCAUGCUACUUCUGAUGGCGUGGCAAACAGGACCGCGGAGAAGGUCAAACCAAGUGCCUUAGAUUUGCUGCUGCUCUUCAGGGAAAGUGUCAGAAUAAAGCAAACCUCUGACAGUGCCAAGAAGACAUCGCUGAGAGACCUCCUUUUUGCAUCAGUGGCUGACUACAACAAAUCAGUUGGGAACCACCGGGCAUGGCGCGUCUCUGACCCCACACGCCGCCUGAUCUACAACCUUCUACGAAGCCCUGUGGGUCUUUGGGAUGCUUUGAAGAUUUGCUACAACGAGAGUAAGCCGCAAGAUGCAGCCCUGACCAUGGACAACUUGGAUGACGACUACUUUGUGGUGGGCAACGAGUUGGUGCUCUUGCAGGUUUGCUGUCUCAUGACCUAUGUCUGGCCCAAAAUCCAGAACUUCUUGGGCAACGGCGAGUUGCUGGAUGGCAUCAUGAACCAGUGGAAGCUUGGGGCCCUGGACGCAGAGUUGCGAGUACAGGUGAAGCUUGGAACUGAUGAUGAGGCGGAGGGCGAUGAUGCUGGUUCCUUGUCAGCAGACGCCAUCCUUCGUGACUUCCGGUACAAUUUGCAAUGCAUCUACAUGGAGCCUGCUCGAGAUCUUCGGGUGCGACCCAUUUGCGUUUUCUUCGACCCAGCCACUGUCUAUGGCACACGGGAGGGCUUUCAUCCAGCUUUGUUGGUGACCAGCAUGGAUAAACACAACGUCUUCUUGAAGUCACCUGUCUACAAAGCUGGUGUGGUGUCAGGAGUGGGCAUGCUACCCCGGUCUGAAAUGGUGAAGGCUGAGAAAUGUGGCAAAUAUGCGACUGACAUGCGGCUGACAAGGGUGCAGAAGUUGGUGAAGAGCUUGAUUUCUGAAGACAACACCUCGAAUGUCAUUGUGGACCUCCUUGGCUUUGAUGCAUGGCCUGCCUGCUUUGCCAUGAAGGAACUUGCAACAGGCGCCAACUUUGCCUGUUCGACGGCGUGCCAUUCCCCCAACGAAACGAGCUACUGCACUUCCACCAUUGGGGAGAAGCUGUACGGUAUGUGUCGCUCGAACCAGAUCAAAUUGCCUGGCUUCCCUGAGUUCGAGCAAGUGGUGGCGGACCUCCGGAAAAGCAAUUCUGAAGUGCCUCCACCGGAAUUUCAAGUUUGCCUGCCAGUUCCCAAUGGUUUGGCUAUCCGAGAAAACCUUGUGGAGCAAUGGACCAGCUGCGAUCUGGUGGAGGUGGAGAUGAAGGAGCUCUUGAAGAAGCACAAUGAUAAAUACAAUCCCCAUGGGAUCAAGCGUGGCUCUUCAGACCAAGGCACUACUGAAGAUCCUGCUCCUGAUGCAAAGCGUCUUCGCAUUGACUCCUCGGUCAAGAUGGCUGAGCAUGAAGCGCAAAUCGCCAAUAAGCUUGUGCUCAAUUGUGGCACCUUCAAGCUGGUUUACGACUCUGACCAAGACAUCUUGUGGGCGGGGGCAGCCGAUGGAAAAAAGAAAGACACCUUCGAAGCAAAGGGGCCGCUGGAGCUUUUUGGUUUUGGGUCAGGAGACUUCUUGGAAGGUCCAGAUGCAAAAGAUGUCCAGCAAGACUUGACUGGCAGGUGGCUGACUUUCAAAUUGGAGAGUGGAAGUGAGCACUGCAUUCUAGAAGCAGACCGACGCCUGCCUGACCAUGUGAAGAAAAUGGACAUCUUUGGGAAAGUUCUCACCUAUGCGGAUGUCUUACAGCAGCUGGAGAAUGCAGGGGAGGUCAACACCAAGAUGUCCAUGCACUGGAUUGACAGGGCUGAGGGCACUGGCACCAUCACGUUCCGAUCAGCCAAAAACGUUGUCUUUGUGCUGGACCCUCCCAAGAACAAGGAUCCAAAAAAAGCAGAAGAAAGACUCCAAGGCGCAGCUUUCCAUGGGGUGGGGAAAUGCAGGCGAAUGUGUUUAAUAUCAAUUGGUUGGAUGGGUUCCUUCCGGUUUCUUUGGCAACAGCUCUGA